Lobosporangium transversale is the source of this 1347-nucleotide messenger RNA. RefSeq lists its product as hypothetical. The record is from RefSeq and is a predicted model, not a curated record. Lineage: Eukaryota; Fungi; Mortierellomycota; Mortierellomycetes; Mortierellales; Mortierellaceae. The transcript is spliced from 2 exons. Bases 1 to 1347 code for a protein of 448 amino acids.
AUGUUGGAAUACAUUCGAAUAGCCUGUACAUCCGUCCCAAUAUGCGCCCCUGCCCCUGGAGAAAGUUGGACCCAGGACUCACUUGAGUCUAUUAUCUGGAACCCUCUUAUGACUGCACCUUUCAACCAAUAUGAAAGGGUUGAUAUAUAUAUCGUUGAUGAUGCAAACGCCACUCGCACGCUGUUGGUGCAUAAGGCGGUUGACUUGAACUUGGGUAUGACGGCUGUAAGGCUCGAGGCGCCAUUCUUCCCCGAGGAUGCACCAGUGAACCGGUCAUGCCAUAUCUUGAUGAUCAGAGCGAGAUAUCCUCCUGAUGGCAAUUACGAAACGCUUAACUCUAGCACCUUUUUCAUGAUUCGUACCAAACAAACUGUGAAUGGCACAACGGUCCCUAUUCAAGCAACUGCAACAUCAACAGGAUCAUUACCGACAACACAACUCACAGGCACACUAACAUAUGUUACUACACAGCCAACCAAUAUCGUAGCAACGGAGAAUAUACCCGGUUCUGGAGCAGUACUACCAACCCUGCCGAUCCUACCAGCGGACUCUACCAAGGAGUCGAAUGGCCUAUCACCUCUUGUCAUCGGGCUUAUCUCAGCGGGAGUCCUUGUGCUUUUAAUCGCCAUUGUAGCCAUAGGCCUCUUGCUCAGGACACGGAAAAGAUUCAAAGGUGAUCCCAGCUAUUUUAAAAAUCUAUAUGAUCAGCCCAGCUCACCUACGGAUGACGCUAGCAAGAAAUACAUUUUCAAGGACGAAGGAGAUAAGAGCAUGACAAGUAGUGGAUCGUUCGUUAACCCAACGAUUGGUAUUGCCUUGGCAACAGGACGCAACUCGGCCAACACUGUUCGCUCAGCUGACCCAGUAAUCAAGGUCGCGCCGGGCAUCCUAGGCCAUAAUAAUCAAGAAUCAUCUCCCACCACCUAUUUACCUCUAGUAGAACGCAAGUCACCAAUACUCCAUCUAGAACCAUUCCAAGAGAUACCAGCAACAGUAACAAUAACGACAGGAGAGCAAAGGGCGGAUGCGGUGAGUGAUUCAGCAGAAAAAGCACCUUCUCGCGCUGCCAAAGGCUCCACCUUAAGUGCAGGUGAUGCUCAAUUAAUUGCAGAGACGUUUAGAAAAUCGAUGCGGAGACCACGAUGGGAAGACCCAGAAGAAGAAUUAGAAGAGGUGGAACAGGAUGAAGCACGUCGUGCGGCUAAUGAGCUACUAAGGAAAGAGCUGAGCGAGCAAGGGUUAGACGUACAGCGUGGGGUCCAACGGCGGGUUACGAUACAGAACCGACCCCAUCGGUCGAGUGUACCGCCGCCCAUCUCAGAAAGCGUCUCCAUUCCAGAACCAUGA